This is a messenger RNA of Stereum hirsutum FP-91666 SS1, 1340 nucleotides long. RefSeq lists its product as uncharacterized. The coding region runs from base 12 to 1166 and encodes 384 amino acids. NCBI's taxonomy places the organism in Eukaryota, Fungi, Basidiomycota, Agaricomycetes, Russulales, Stereaceae. The transcript is spliced from 12 exons. The record is from RefSeq and is a predicted model, not a curated record.
CGUCAGCUCGCAUGUCGGACUCGGAACUUAGUCUGCAGGAGCUGGUGUUGAGUUUCGAGACAUCCCAACUUGCCAAUUACAUCGUUCUGGCAGCCACUGCGAUAUGGAUAUACGAAUAUAACCUCACGUUCUGGACGAUGGAGAUACCCAUCGUCUGGCUUCAGCCAUGGAACGUGAUGUCGGUGUUGUAUCUCGUCAACAGAUACAGUUUUUUCUUCAGUUGUGUCGGUCAGACUAUCAUGCUGCUACUUCCCGGCCGGACUGAAUCGUUCUGCCAUGACUUCUUCUACGCUCCCUUGACAUUUCAGACUAUUGCUUCGUUAUGUACCUCUUGCCUUUUCGUGUUUCGGGUGUACGUUCUAUACGAGAGGUCAUUGACGGUGCUCGUCGUACUAGUGGUGAUCACCAUCGGCGCACAGGUGCAAUCCAUAUGGUCUUUGUCACUGGCUGUGGGCGUGGCCACAAACGAUAUACUCCAGACUGGGAUUCCGGAUGAUACUGUAUCGGUAUGCGUCUUCGCUACAAGACUGGACUCGCAGCUCGAAUUGUUUUCACGGUUACAGUUCACAGUCGUGGUGACGGAACUCCUGUUCGAUGGUCUCAUAUUCGCCAUGACGCUGAGGAAGACGUACCAGCAUGCUCGCCAGAUGCGAUUGAUGGGGGAGUCGAGUAUCACCCACCUUCUGUUACGCGACGGCACAUUGUAUUUCUUCUUCUCGUUCUUGAUUGCCAUCGCUGUAACAGGAACACAAUUGUAUUCAAUGACACACGAUAAUGCCCCUACGGGAUUAACGUCAAACUUCUUCCUGCUACUCACACCCCUAUAUAAUGCCCUUCCCAAUAUCCUCGUAAAUCGUUUAUACCUCAAUCUCAAAGCCUGGCACACUGCCCCGGAUCCGGACUCAUCGUCUCGCCGAACAGGCCAACUCACCGGCAUUGAGUUCGCUCCCGAUAAGACUAGCAGGCUAUUAGGAAAUAUCGGCGGCCCGCUACGGACUCUCGAUGAAAUUGGCCAAUGGUCGGUCGAUGAGAGUGGCUUUCGAGAUAGUGAGGAUACCGUGGGCAGUAACGGACCAGGAAACGGAACAGCGAAUGCCUCGAGGAUUGAAGCGGAAGUUGGGGACGAAGAGGCUGGAGUGCCACUGACCUCAAGAGAGAGUGCUUAGGCGUUACGGAGGAUGGUUCACGAAGGUGUAGAGAUGGUCCAGGGAUCUUUCCGUCUUCUCGGUAUUGAACCAACUCCCAGCGGUCUUCUCCCCUCUGUCGGAUAUCGCCAUGUGUAGAAGGAUGUACGAUAGCUAGUUGCUUUACCAGUGUUGUGUUUGUUGGACUUGAUCGAG